Pochonia chlamydosporia 170 is the source of this 414-nucleotide messenger RNA. RefSeq names its product nicotinamide mononucleotide adenylyl transferase. The transcript has 4 exons. Gene Ontology annotation, biological process: NAD+ biosynthetic process. The record is from RefSeq and is a predicted model, not a curated record. Gene Ontology annotation, molecular function: nicotinamide-nucleotide adenylyltransferase activity; nicotinate-nucleotide adenylyltransferase activity. The coding region runs from base 1 to 414 and encodes 137 amino acids. NCBI's taxonomy places the organism in Eukaryota, Fungi, Ascomycota, Sordariomycetes, Hypocreales, Clavicipitaceae.
AUGGGAGGCAUCCAAUGUACCGAUGGCACUCGCAAACCGGCCAAGAUAGUCUUACUCGCUGGCGCCGACCUAAUCCAGAGUCUCGGAUCCUCUAUCUGGGAUUCAAAAGACAUAGACCACAUGUUGGGCAAUUUCGGAGCCUUUGUCCUCGAACGGACCGGAACUGAGCUCGACUCAGCGCUGGCAGCAUUGAAGCAAUGGGACAAAAACAUCCAUGUUAUUCGACCGGUUGUAUCGAAUGACAUCAGUUCCACCAAAGUUCGAUUACUUUUACGUCGUUCAAUGUCCAUUGAUUACUUAAUCCCUGACGUCGUCAUCGAUUACAUACAAGAGCAUCAUUUAUACCGCGACUUAGACUUCGCCAAACCCAGCAAAGAGAAGACACUGGCCACCGCGGGACCAUCCCCUAGCUGA